CUUCAGUCUAGAGUAGCGCUGUGAAGGCCUGAGGAGUAAGCAGAACAUCGAUAGGCUGACGAACGAUCUUCGUUGUGAAGAGAAGGACAUGAUGCGUUGCAGAGCGAAUGUGGUAGGGACAAUCCAUCGACCCAUUGUGUGGUUGACACGUAAAGGAAAGCCCGGAUAAAAACUCAUCCACCGCACCAAUUUUCAACCGAUCAUGCACAAAAUCACUUUGUGCAGAUGGUAAGAUAUAAUGAAUGUGCAGAUAAGCAGGAAGUACCCAAACGGUCGACCGACGAUGGAAAGCCCAGGAAAAAGAGAAACUAUGGAAACUUGAAGCCCUGAACCAAAUCGGGUCCAAGUCCAGAUCUGUGAUCUGGAGGAGCAUGCCAUUAUGUCACACAUGAGUUUGCAAAAGGGACGGCAAGAAGGUGCAGGAUGAGGAAAUCAUGACUCGAUGUGACUCGAGUGCCCCUAGCUAUGUGCUCUGGGAUCUACAAAGUAACUGCAGCAGUUUUCCACACAAGGUAUCCAAUAGGUCACGCUAUGGGGUCUAGAACCACACAGAGGACGUCUGAAAUCAGAAACUUGGAGUCAAAUUGAAAAGAGCUGCACGGCAGAUUCUGUCAGUCGAAAAGGCACGACUCUUACAUAGACAUGUGUUCGUCAAAGCAGUAUUGGAGACGAGAAGAGAUAUUGCAAAAUCGAUGGGAAGACCCCGGCAAACAAGUCGUCCAUGGCUGAAUCCAACCACGUACGAUGGAGGGUUGCUAGGCUCCAAAGCUUUCGUUAAAGCUGGUUUGCGUCACUCGUUACAAGCACUUUGAAUCAGGAUUCAGAAGAGUAGGAUAUACGAAUAUCAAUCCGAUCAGAACGCGACAGUCGCGAAUUCUCGAAGGUUUUAUGCUUUUAUGCACUUAUAUGCCCUGCGAUACGACCAUGCAAGAAUCUCGUAUCAGAUCCUUACGCAAAGUCGUUAGAUGUUUCGUUCGGAGUCGUGUCGUUAAUGCUGUUAGGGAGCGUAUGCUUUUGUCCAUGGGUGAUCAAUCGGCUCGCUUGGGAGUCUAGCCAUUCAUCUCACGACAGUCCUCCCUCAAAGUCACUUUAUCUCCUCGUUCCCAAACAUCCACCCUUAGAAUUUAAUUUUGUUCUAAAUCAGUGUACCCUCUCGAUGAAGUUAUUGCAAUUUAUAUAUGGGUUGGGUGUUAGUUUGAAAACAUAUACUGUACAAUUCCAUGAAAUAAGCAUCGGACCUUGAGCAUGUUCUAGAAUAUUUUCUCUUAACUACAGCAAAAGACGAAUGGAAAUUGAAAGAGAGAUUUCAUUGAUAUUUACCUCAAGCCAAUUGAGUAACAAACUCACUGAGCCACUUGGGUUGCUGGCUCUUUGUUUCCACAUCAUACAUCAAUUUACUAAGAUUAAAUGAUUUGAACCCA
Messenger RNA from Marchantia polymorpha subsp. ruderalis, 1421 nucleotides. The record is from the annotation of a GenBank genome assembly. Lineage: Eukaryota; Viridiplantae; Streptophyta; Marchantiopsida; Marchantiales; Marchantiaceae.